CCACCUGUUCUUCCUUUUCAGCCAUUGUCGAUUUCGGCGAGAAAUAAGCGAUGGCGCAGCGUUUAACCCUCCGACGGCGCCUGUCGUACAACACCAACUCCAACCGACGGAGAAUCUCCAAGACUCCCGGCGGCAAGUUGGUGUAUCUUUACCUGAAGAAACCAGGGAGCGUCCCGAAGUGUGGUGAUUGCAAGCUAAAGCUGCGUGGCAUAACGCCUGCAAGGCCAAGGGAACUGUCUGCACUCAGCAAGCGCCACAAGACUGUCACGAGGACCUACGGCGGUUCCCGCUGUGGCAAGUGCGUCAGGAACAGGAUCAUCAGGGCUUUCCUCAUUGAAGAACAGAAGAUUGUGGCCAAGGUGUUGAAAGCAAAGCAGUCUGAGGAGCCAAAGAAGGCAUCGAAGAAGUGAAGUGUCAUGACAGAGGGAAAUACAUAAACCACUUGUAAACUGUC
Dermacentor silvarum is the source of this 454-nucleotide messenger RNA. RefSeq names its product 60S ribosomal protein L34-like. Gene Ontology annotation, biological process: translation. Gene Ontology annotation, cellular component: ribosome. The record is from RefSeq and is a predicted model, not a curated record. Lineage: Eukaryota; Metazoa; Arthropoda; Arachnida; Ixodida; Ixodidae. Gene Ontology annotation, molecular function: structural constituent of ribosome. Bases 51 to 410 code for a protein of 119 amino acids. The transcript is spliced from 5 exons.